Ornithodoros turicata is the source of this 744-nucleotide messenger RNA. RefSeq names its product succinate dehydrogenase [ubiquinone] cytochrome b small subunit, mitochondrial-like (gene SdhD). The transcript is spliced from 4 exons. Gene Ontology annotation, cellular component: membrane; mitochondrial envelope. The coding region runs from base 153 to 644 and encodes 163 amino acids. The record is from RefSeq and is a predicted model, not a curated record. Lineage: Eukaryota; Metazoa; Arthropoda; Arachnida; Ixodida; Argasidae. Gene Ontology annotation, molecular function: succinate dehydrogenase (quinone) activity; heme binding; ubiquinone binding. Gene Ontology annotation, biological process: mitochondrial electron transport, succinate to ubiquinone; tricarboxylic acid cycle.
CAAAUCCCAGCGACGCUGGCGACGCCUGACGCUGCCUUGCCUUCGAAGGACGUCUGCGCACAUUGGGGAGUUAAUUCACGUCCGUAGUUAACGCGUUUUACAGCGGAUUUGGUUAUACAUUUUACACAUUUCCGACAGCAAAAAAACACAUAAUGGCGCUAAAUAUGCUGCGGUUGUCAACCUGUGGAGGGUCGUAUCUCGCUCGUCUGCACUCGCAGCGGUAUAUGUCUACGCUUGUAAAGAAAUGUGCGCCUUUUGCUUCCACCGUGAACUCAACGUUGGUCCCAGCUUCACCUCGGCUGACUGCUAUUAGGUCGACCUCCGCAGAUGCUUCCCAUGUUGCGGUCUGGAAAGCCGAGCGUUUGCUCUCUGCAGCGCUGCUGGGCAUUGUACCGGGUGCAUUUCUGUUCCCAUGCCCCGCAAUGGACUAUUUGCUUGCAGCAAGUGUGACAAUGCACAUUCAUUGGGGCGUUGAAACCAUAGUGGUGGACUAUGUCAGGCCGACAGUCUUUGGAAAUGUCAUUCCUAAGGUUGCUGUUGGUGCUGUUUAUGCAUUGUCGAUGCUGACUCUUGGUGGACUCUUCUAUUUUAAUUACUCCGACGUUGGAGUGGCGAAGGCCAUCAAGAUGUUCUGGGCGCUAUAAUGCAGACUACAAUUGUGUCCAGGUGCACUGUUCAACACGAGUUGAGCAACAAUGUGUGUGUAGUUAUACUGCUGCAGUAAAGACAGUGUAAGAGACUGAA